Molecule: messenger RNA, 1128 nt
Organism: Funneliformis geosporum
Lineage: Eukaryota; Fungi; Glomeromycota; Glomeromycetes; Glomerales; Glomeraceae
Source: the annotation of a GenBank genome assembly
AUGGUAAUUAAGCGUAAACUUAGAAACUCGAGUUCAAAUACUUCUGUUCCUGUACCAGAAGUUAAACCCGAGGAAAUAACAACGCCCAGUCCUACACCCUUGAAGGUUGAACGACGCGGGAGACCACGUAAACCUGAUAAUGGCGAGGAAAUAAUUAACGAAAAACCUCUUAAAGUUUCUCGUACAAUCGAAAAUUUUAAAAUUAUUACUUUUAAUCCUAAAGGUACCUCCAGUGGUAAAGGCAAGGAAAAAGAGACAACUUGCUCUCCUACAGAACUUUCUUCAGAACCCGCCUAUAAUGAACCAAUACCGCAAUACGAUUCUAACUUUGUGGAAGCUCCAGAAGGUAAUAUUUUACAAAAUCCAAAGAAUGCGCGACCACGUAAAUGGAUACGAAGAAAAGUAGUUAUUAAAACCACCGGAGCCGAAAUAGCUGUUCCAGUGUGGUACUCAAUCCAGGUCUCACUAUUCGCUAUCCGUAAUGUCUCAAAGCCAAUUCAAAUGUGUUUUCCAAGAGAAGCACUUUGUUCUUCCUCACUUUCUAAUCAAAUUCAUCUUAACAAUUUUAACCAACUUACUUCCCAAGUAAUUAUUUUUCAGAAAAAUGAAAUAUGGGAUGAAUCUAACAUUUUAGAACGUCUUUAUUAUAAAAAUAAAAAUCAACAUCAACGUUCCAUAUAUUUUCGUAAGAUCGUCGAGAUAAGAAGAAUUUUAAAAAGAAUUAAAGAGAUGGAGAUUAAUGAAUUGAUGUCUGGAUUUAUAGGAAAUUUUUACAGUACAAAAAUCGGAAAAACACAAAAUACGUGGGAUCAAGUUCCAUCUCAAGAAAUGGUAGUUUUCGUAAUGAAUCGAUUAAUUUGCGUAGCGUUAUUAAUGAAUAAGGCUUUGGACACGUUCAUCGACGCUUUCGAUACUUUUAACGCGCUCCUCCGCCAAACUGAAUUCAUGUCAUUUGCCUUGACGUGUCUGGCAAUCCUUGCAAGGUUAAAUAUAUUAACUCGUGUAUUGCUUGAAGAAAUUAAAAAAUGCUAUGGAUUGCUGAGGAAUUGGUUUGAAUCUUUUCCGCGAUCUUCGACCAGUCAGACAGAUUUUGAUAACGAAAUUAACAAAUUACCUGAAUGUUUAUAA